AUGUCCAUCAAAGUUUCGGUGCCCUUAACAGUCAGCGAAAUCCUUACCUUGGACAAGUUCAUUAACCACAUUGAAGCUACUGCUUUUGGCAACCAUUACACAGAUGACGACAAUCCUCUUAUCUGCUGCCCUCCCAGCCUGGCCCAAUACAACAAAAGACAACCAUGGGAGGAAAUGCAAUUCCAGUUGCUGGAGUACAAUUCCUUGAUUGACAAAGGUAUCACCAUUGUGAAAAUGAAGGGAAGCAGAGACACAAGGACUGAGAGGUUUGCUUUCAAAUUUAACGGCACAGAAGAAGUUGGUGUUCUUAUCAAGUUUGAUGACGACGAAUACAAUCUUAUCUUUCCAGAUCAAACUGAAUAUGAGAUUAUGUCUGGUAGACGUUCUUUCUUGGAUGAUUGCUAG
Messenger RNA from Scheffersomyces stipitis CBS 6054, 405 nucleotides. RefSeq lists its product as uncharacterized. Lineage: Eukaryota; Fungi; Ascomycota; Pichiomycetes; Serinales; Debaryomycetaceae. The record is from RefSeq and is a predicted model, not a curated record. The transcript has 2 exons. The coding region runs from base 1 to 405 and encodes 134 amino acids.